AUGAACAGCCAACGGGUACCAAUUGAACCACAGCGAGUCGACGCUCCUCUUACCCAGUCAGCAACAUUUCUGGUCGUGACUGCGACGAAGAAGCCAGAUUCAAUCACCACAAUCCGUUCAACGCUUGCCGGUUUAGAUAGUCUAGCGAAAAAUGUCUCUAUUCGAGAUCUGAGUGCGCAAUUCGCAUGCACAGUCGGGAUAGGCAGCGACAUAUGGGAUGAUCUCACAAGCCUCCCUCGUCCUGCAGAGCUGCACUCUUUCCGUGAGGUGAAAGGCGAAAAGCAUAUCGCUGUCUCUACGCCUGGCGAUUUGUUAUUCCAUAUUCGUUCCGACCGGCGGGAUAUCUGUUUCGAGUUCGAACGCCAAUUGAUGAACCAACUGGGUGAUGCAGUCUCAGUGGUCGAUGAGACAGUCGGCUUCCGAUACUUCGAUGUGCGUGAUCUGUUGGGCUUUGUUGACGGUACAGCAAACCCCGUCGGUCCAUCCGUGCCAGCUUCCGUUCUAGUCGCCGGAGAAGAUACAUCUGCAGAAGGCGGAAGCUAUAUAGUUGUGCAAAAAUACACACAUGAUCUGCCUGGAUGGGGACACCUUUCUACCGAGCAGCAGGAGAAAAUCAUCGGUCGGACGAAGAUUGAUAAUGUCGAGUUGGAUGAUGCUGAGUCCGGUCAGCGAUCGCAUAAGACGUUGAACACAAUCGAAGAUGAAAAUGGGGAUGAGCAUGACAUUCUACGCGAUAAUAUGCCGUUUGGAUCGCCUGGAUCUGCAGAAUUUGGAACAUACUUCAUCGGGUAUACUCGACGACUGUGGGUGAUUGAGAAGAUGCUGGAGCGAAUGUUCCUCGGAGACCCGCCGGGAUUGCAUGAUCGUAUUCUGGAUUUCUCGAAACCGUUAACGGGGACAACAUUUUUUGCCCCAUCGGCGAGUUUCCUAGCGAAUCUUGACUCGGAGUGA
This is a messenger RNA of Penicillium waksmanii, 951 nucleotides long. RefSeq names its product Dyp-type peroxidase. Gene Ontology annotation, cellular component: cytosol. Gene Ontology annotation, molecular function: heme binding; peroxidase activity. Lineage: Eukaryota; Fungi; Ascomycota; Eurotiomycetes; Eurotiales; Aspergillaceae. The record is from RefSeq and is a predicted model, not a curated record. The coding region runs from base 1 to 951 and encodes 316 amino acids. The transcript has a single exon.